CUUGAUUUCGCCAAAUCUAAAUUCUUGUUUUUAUUUGUACCAGCUAUUGUCAUCCGAAUAAGUUGUGAUUUCUGAAAAAUCUAGAGUUUACUGCUUUAUUUGCCUUAUCAUGUUAAUUUCGCAAUUGAUAUAGCAUUUUGUGUAAUACUUGUGAUGUUCAGAGGCUGUAUGGGCCUUUCUUUCUUUUUGUUUUGAAUAAAUAAUUCGAUUGUAAAUGUCCGUGUCUUUGUGUGUCCUACGUAUUGAAAUCGACGAAGAUCUGCCUGAAAUGGGCGAUAAUCCCACUGAAAUGGCUGCCAAAGAACAGAAGAAGAGGGACCGGGGCGCGAGGGAGUCAAAGACCAUCACAGUAGAGACAUACGCUAGUGUCCUCACAGGACCCAACACGGAUACUGGGAUAUUACCUACCAGCACGAGGCGUUCUCCUCCUGAGAACAGCAUUUCUGAAGAAGAGGAUACCAUAAGCUUUUUCUGUGGCAACCCUCUUGUUGAAGUUACUAAGGGUAUCCUGCAUCUUUACAAAGAAAAUGAAAUGAAGGAGGCUGAAGAAGCUAAGACUCUCUGCUUGCUGUCUGUGCCUGGAGCACUGGGGGCUCCAGACUUGCUGGCCUUCGCAGCAGCCUGCCAGCAGGAUAUUGCUCAUGUGAGGGUGCUGCGAGAUGGAUCUCCAGAUCACUACAUGGCAUUGUUUACUUUCCGCACGAGCGCGGCGGCGCGCGAGUUCCACGAGACGUUCGACGGCGUGCCGUACAGCAGCCUGGAGCCCGGCGCGCUGUGCCACAUGGCGUGGGUGUCGCGCGCCGACUGGGGCCGCACGGGGGCGGCGCCGCCCGCGCACACCGAGCUGCCCACGUGCCCCGUGUGCCUGGAGCGCAUGGACGAGAGCGUGGCGGGCGUGCUCAGUGUGCAGUGUGCCCACGCCUUCCACGCGAGCUGCCUCGUGCGCUGGCGCGACGCGCGCUGCCCCGUGUGCCGCUGCGCGCAGACCCCCGAGCCGCGCGCCCGCGCCGUCUGCUUCCAGUGCGAGCGAGCUGAAGAGGAUGGUGACGAGACGCGGGAGAACAUCAGCGGCGUGGCGGAAGGCUUGCUGGACGGCGUGGACGCCGGCACGCUGUGGAUCUGUCUCAUCUGCGGGAACGUGGGCUGCGGCAGGUACGAGGGCGGCCACGCUGCCAAACAUUUCUUAGCUUCCAAUCACACAUACGCUUUGCAGUUGGGCUCCAACCGAGUUUGGGAUUAUGCUGGUGACAACUUCGUCCACCGCCUAGUUCAAAACAAAGCAGAUGGCAAGCUGGUGGCCGCUGAGGGAGGUUUCACCUCCGAAGACUCGGCGUGUGGGGGGGAGAAGCUGGACUCAGCACAGCUCGAGUUCACAUACAUACUGACGCAGCAGCUGGACAGCCAGAGGAUGUUCUACGAGGAGAAAAUGAACAAAAUGGAAGCAGAGCACAUAGCAGAGACUGAAAAGCUCCGCUUCAGGGCGACAGAAGCGGAGGCGACCUCCUCCAAGCUGAGUGAACAAGUCUCCACACUCACCAAGGAAAACAAAACCUUGGAGAGGAAACUGAACCAAGUUACUAACAAAUUAUCAGUACUACAAAACGAGUUGUCUGAAGAGAGAGGCUUGGCAGCAGCUUUAGCCAGCAGUCAGGCGGAAUGGCAGGCCAGGGCUAAAUUACGUGAAGAGAAUUUCGUUAAAGAGGUAACAGAACUGAAAGAGCAGCUUCGUGACGUGAUGUUCUUCGUGGAAGCUCGCGGACAGCUGCAGACACAAGCCGGCGCGUCUCGUGAAGAGAUCGCCGAUGCUCAGGUCACGGUGGCCGCGCCGCCCAAGCCCCGCAGGCGACGCCGGUAGGCAGACUUCAGUGAUGCUCCCAAUAUGAUAUCUGUCUGUGGAUUUGGUUACUAAAGAUAGUUUGACAUUAGCCCCAUAUAAAAUAAUAAAAUAAAAAUAAAAUUCAUUUAUUUCAGGUAAGAAACCCAUAAUAGAAAAAGAUUAAAGGAAACAACAUUAUACAAUAAAUUUACACAAUUACAAAAUUAAAUUAAUUAAUUACAAAGUUAGAAUUAAAUUAAUUACAAAAUUAAACUACAUUACAUUAAAUUCAAUUCAAUAGUUAUACAUAUACAUAUAUCACAACAAAAAUAUCAGAUAUCACAAAUAUCAAAUUUGCAGCAAUCAUACACACCCCGGAUAAUAAUAUUUUUAGAAGCCCGUAUACGGUUCAUGAAGGAGGCAGCCCGUUUCCUCAUCACUGCAUAAAAGUCAUCUACCCUGUUCUCGGCGAACAUGCCAGACGCACUACACCUCCACGGCAGGUUAAGCAUAGCUCUGAACGCAUUAUUGUACCGCACGCGUAGCAUAUAAGUGAGGUUAAACUUCUUUCCCUAGGAACCAAACUACAGACGAUAAAAUAUUAGGAACCGUUAGUGUACUACGCUUAUGUGAUGCUACAGAUUAUGUUUUUUAACAGUGCUCAUCAGAAGUUGGUUAUUUAAGGUUUGUUUAGUAAUGUGAUGGUGUGAGAUAAGUUAUUCAAAUUAUUUGUUCAUCGGAUUUUUAUGGUGAAAAAAAGUUUUGGAAUUAUUGGAUAAUUCUCCCGCGUAUUUAAGCAUAUUGCCCAUGCGUAACAAAGUUUAGAUUAAUUUUAAAUUUUUAAUACAUAUUUUGGGCCAUUACUUCAAUAGAAUAAUGUGAUGUUUAAAAGGUCUCAAUGUUGGAAAGUAGCUUUCACAUAAGCCUAGUUAUUAAAUAUGUACAAUUAAAAUGUGGCUAAAAUUUUGGAUUUUUCUUACAAAAACCAAAAGUUCUAAUAAUAAAUGUUGUAUGUUGUUCACCGAUUCAGUAAGUUUCAAUGGAAACUUAAUAAUAAGUCUUCUCUAAAAGUCGCUACUCUGUGUUCACAAUAACGCUAUCUCGUUUUAUUCGAAUAAGAAAACAAAGAUGGCAGAUAUUCCAAUUUUAAAUUAGUGUUGUCACAUUUUGUAUUAUGAGGGUAUGCAAGCAGCUCUUUUGUCUCGACUGCUGCAAAUCACUGUGAUAAAUGUUCAUAGAUUGUAAGUGAAAAUAUUAUUUCUAUGUAUUUUGUGUCUUAAUGUAUGUGCUUACAGGUAAUAAUGAAUCUAAGGAUUUGUGUUGUAAAACUGGUAGCACUUGGCAAAUUGUAGAUCUAAAACAUUUUAAUUACUCUAUGGUUAAUAAAGGUGAUUUUUAUUGAA
Messenger RNA from Helicoverpa zea (corn earworm), 3219 nucleotides. Its product is annotated as BRCA1-associated protein. Gene Ontology annotation, molecular function: ubiquitin protein ligase activity; zinc ion binding. Gene Ontology annotation, cellular component: cytoplasm. The coding region runs from base 215 to 1855 and encodes 546 amino acids. Gene Ontology annotation, biological process: protein ubiquitination; Ras protein signal transduction. The record is from RefSeq and is a predicted model, not a curated record. Lineage: Eukaryota; Metazoa; Arthropoda; Insecta; Lepidoptera; Noctuidae. The transcript has 10 exons.